This is a messenger RNA of Zymoseptoria tritici IPO323, 510 nucleotides long. RefSeq lists its product as uncharacterized. NCBI's taxonomy places the organism in Eukaryota, Fungi, Ascomycota, Dothideomycetes, Mycosphaerellales, Mycosphaerellaceae. The coding region runs from base 1 to 510 and encodes 169 amino acids. The transcript is spliced from 2 exons. The record is from RefSeq and is a predicted model, not a curated record.
AUGCAGGGCGAAAGCGGCAUUUUGGACGGCAAGCAGUCAUGGCUGCGACCCGGAUCGAAGCACCGUCUCGGCCACACAUCUGCCGAAAGCGAUGCCGCACGGCGCAUGCAGUACAUCAACCGUGAAAGCGUCUCGCGCAAGCACCUCCUCCUUGGCGUCGCAGAAUUCAUCCCGGAGAAACCAUUCACUCAUUCACUAUCAUUGCGGCAGGAACCCCUUCUUCGCUCGUCAGCCACGCAACGCCAUAUGGGCGCCAGCGCCAGGGAGACACGAUUGCACGCGAACAGAGCGCCGAAUUCACCGUUCAAGGUCGUUGACAAGCUCACUCCCUGGCUUCGAAAACGCAACAUCACCGACACUGGUCUGGCUCCACUGUAUCCUUGCAUUGGUCCGGAAGAUCCCAUAAUCUUCAGUCGGAGCAUUCGCCUCAUGCUUUCCCCGCUGAGAAAGACACAUCACGACUUUUUCAACGAGAAGACCAAGACCAUCCUCCAGAGGCUCACAGCCUAG